This is a messenger RNA of Pantherophis guttatus, 4118 nucleotides long. It is a transcript of the gene MAPK12, whose product is annotated as mitogen-activated protein kinase 12. Gene Ontology annotation, molecular function: MAP kinase activity; ATP binding. Gene Ontology annotation, biological process: protein phosphorylation. The record is from RefSeq and is a predicted model, not a curated record. Lineage: Eukaryota; Metazoa; Chordata; Lepidosauria; Squamata; Colubridae.
GGCGUAGCCAAGGGACCGCCGCGUGGCUCUCCUCCUCCUCCUCCACCCGGGGAAAGCGAAUAGGAGGAGCAGGCAAAGGGGGGGUGGGGGCGCGCGCUGGGACCCAGUUAGUUCGGUAGACUCCCCCCCCAAGCAAGAGGAGAUGCACGCGCGCGCGCGCUGUGCCGCACAAAAGGCUCUGCGCGCGCCAGGCAGGCAUUUAGCAGCGGGUCUAAAGUAGCCCGCCGCCCCCUUUUUUUUUUUCCCCACCGGGUUUUUUUGGGUUGUUUUUUUUUUCCUUCCCCCCUUUGUGGGCAAUCUGGGGAAGAGGGAGAGGCCGCGAUGACCUCCCCCAGGAAAGGCUUCUACCGCCAGGACAUCACCAAGACCGUCUGGGAAGUGAGGGAGCGCUACCGAGAGCUGCAGGCGGUGGGCUCGGGAGCCUACGGCGCCGUCUGUUCAGCUAUUGACCAGAAAAGUGGAAGCAAGGUGGCUAUCAAGAAGUUGUACCGCCCAUUUCAAUCAGAGCUUUUUGCCAAACGAGCCUAUCGGGAACUGCGCCUUCUGAAGCACAUGAAGCAUGAAAAUGUAAUUGGGCUUUUAGAUGUCUUCACACCAGAUUCUUCACUGGAUAAAUUUAAUGACUUCUACCUUGUCAUGCCAUUUAUGGGAACAGACUUAAGUAAAAUAAUGAAGCAUGAGAAACUAACUGAAGAUAGAAUCCAGUUCCUUGUUUACCAGAUGUUAAAGGGCCUAAAGUAUAUCCAUUCAUCUGGCAUAAUUCAUAGAGAUUUAAAACCUGGAAAUCUAGCGGUUAAUGAAGACUGCGAGUUGAAGAUUUUAGAUUUUGGGCUGGCAAGACAUACAGAUAGUGAGAUGACUGGCUAUGUGGUUACUAGGUGGUAUCGAGCCCCAGAAGUUAUACUUAAUUGGAUGCAUUAUACACAAACAGUAGAUAUCUGGUCGGUGGGGUGUAUAAUGGCUGAGAUGGUAACGGGAAGGCCCCUUUUCAAGGGCAAUGAUCAUCUGGACCAGCUUACAGAAAUUAUGAAAGUUACAGGCACACCAACUCAGGAUUUUGUUCAGAAACUACAAAGCCAAGAUGCAAAAAAUUAUAUCAAAAGCCUUCCACAAGUACAGAAAAAAGAUUUUGCUGCCAUUUUGAAAAAUGCAAACCCUUCAGCUGUGAACCUUUUGGAAAAGAUGCUGGUAUUAGACCCAGAGAAGAGAAUAACAGCAAGUGAAGCUUUGGCACAUUCUUAUUUUGAAACCAUUCAUGAUCCUGACGAGGAAAACAAAGCAGAGAAAUAUGAUGACACUUUUGACAACAUGGAUCUGCCCCUGGAUGAAUGGAAGUGUAUCACGUAUAAAGAAGUUGUAAACUUUAACCCAUUGCAAUUGGCUGAGUCAAAAGAAACGGUAGUAUAACCUCAAGCUGUGUGUUUGUUUAAAAACUGAGUAAAGAAAAGAGACUGUAAAUGUUAUAUUUAUGUAAAUGUAUAUGUAUAUAUGUAUAUAAUUGUAUAAAUCUUUUAUUAAUAAAUUAGAUGUAACCAUUUUAAUAUGAAUUUUGAAGCCGUUGUGCUCAAAACUUUUUAUAUCGUAAAUUACAGCAGUCCCUCUUAAAAGAACCUUAGCCUUAUUAUAAUAGAAACAAAACUUUUCCCCCCAAAAUGGAUAUUCAUACGAUUACCACCUCUAUUAUGAUAUUUUUCAAGGUAUGCUUCAAUUACAGAUAGUCCUUGACUUAUGACCACAGUUGGGAUCAGAAUUUCCAUCAUAAAUCAUUGUGAUUGUAAGUUGAAUUACAUCUGAUUUUAUGAUAAUUUUUACAGCCAUUAAGUGAAUCAACACAAUUGUUAAAGUGAAUCACACGAUCAGUAAGCAAAUCCAGCUUUCUCAAUGGACAUUUUUUCCCAAAAAUGACAAAAAGGUCACAAAUUGCUGCAACCAUGUGAGCCGAUUGCCAAGCAGCCCAAUUGCGAUCACAUGACUGCAGGGAUGAUGCGUUAGUCAUAAGUGAAAGUACAGAUUAUAAAUUGCUUUUCCCAAGGCUGUUGUAACUUUGAACCAUCAUUAAAUGUCAUAAGUUGAGGACUGCCUGUACGUACAUAUUGAGUCCAUUGAGCACAUUUGUUGAGAACCAGUUAUCUAUAUUUCGAAUAUUUGCUUGGAAGCUAGUGCCUUUAUAAAAGAGAUUAUAUGAUUAUGUGAAUGUUUCAUUCUGCCCCAUGAGCAUCUCUAGAAACAAUUCUGCAGGCCCUUCUCUUCUUCCUAAUUUAUAGCUUUCCUAGUAUAUAGGUUACCUAUGUGUUCAUAAUUUCUGGUACUUUAAAAAAAAAUUAUUUGAAAAACACAGCAAUUUUCUUCACUGUGUGCUCACACUCAAUAGGAAAACAACUCAUAAUGUGCAUAUUGAACAUCAGUUUCAUAGUGUUGCAGCUAGCAGUAUGGACCCUUUGAACAUGGAAAAUUUACAGUCAAAUUCCUGUAUCUUACAGUGGCCGAAAGCCCCUCAACCAGCUCUUCAAACAGAGAUUAUCUGAAACAUCAUAAUCUAAUUGCCAAACAAUUACUGAAAAUGUUUAUUCUAGAGAUCUUUAUUUUUCUACAAUAGAACUUUACAUACUUGAUUUUAAGGGGAAACAUUGGGUAGUCAGUUUUAUUUAGUCAGUUCUAAAAAAAAAGUACCGUAUUUUUCGGAGUAUAAGACACACAUUAGUUUUUGGGGAGGAAAACAAGGGAAAAAAAUUCUAUCUUUGCCUACCAGCAUCCGUCGGUAUUCAUCUGCUUAGUGUCCUUGCAGCAAAUAGCAAACAGCCCGGUCGGUUUCAACACGUUAUCGCAGCCUGAUUCAGCACGAGCAGCAGAUUGGCGGAUGGAUCGGCCUUCCGGAAUACCCCCAAUCAGCUGUUCCAGGCUGCAGGGAUUGUCACAGACCAUUGCCGCCUCCAUGCCUCGCAUUUUUGGCCUCUGUGCCUCGUGUUUUUGGCCUCUGAACGCUCCAUUUUAGACUCGUUCCAGGCUGCGGGGAUCGCCACAGCACAUCGCUGCCUCCGCGCGUUACAUUUUCAGCCUCCACACACCCCGUUUUUGGCCUCUGCAUGUCGCAUUUUCAAGCGGUUCCAAGUGGCAGGGAUCACCGCUGCCACUGAUCCCCGCCACCUGGAACUGCCCGAAAAUGCAAUACGCGGAGGCAAAAACAGGACGUGCAGAGGUCAAAAACUCAACGUGCAGAGGCGGCGAUAUACUGCGGCAAUUCCCACAGCCUGGAACAGGUCUAAAACAGCGUGUGGAGGCCAAAAACGUGACACGCUGAGGCUGAAAACAGCCGAAGGGUGGGGGCGGGAGGGCUACAUUCGGUGUAUAAGACGCAGCCAAAUUUUCACCCUCUUUGGGGGGCGGGAGUGCAUCUUAUACUCUGAAAAAUACGGUACAUGACAAGUGAAAAAAGGCAAGACAGCAUAAGAAGGUUUCUUUCAGCAUUCUUACUUUGAAAUGAAAGCGUGGAGUGGAUGUAUGUGUGUACACAUGUUCAUCUGCACUGAGUAGAUUACAUUUUGAUUAAGUCAGAUUCUCUUGUUCAGUAAUUCCUAUUGUGAUUGGCACAGGUAAUACAAGGGUUUAACUUAGUAAUAUUUCCUAGUUGUGUUGCUUUAAAUUUGAUAAACUAAUUAAAACAGGGACUUUUUUUACAUGCAAAACGUACAAUCUGUUUGGUUUCUGCCAUGUCUAUGCUGAAUUUUAUCUAAAUUCACUGCUUUGUUUUUGCAUAUUUGUUUUUCUGUGCGGGGUUCUUUCAAUGAAAGAAAUCUAGAAUCCCAAACUCAACCUUCUGUAACUGUGAAUAUGCUCCUUUAAAAAAACAUGUAUGAAAAAUGGUUAAUGAUUAUUGAAAUAAUCCAUCUCUCUGGUGAAAAUAAGCCUUCAUAAGAUAUGACUGUUGACUUGGAAAUAUAGCAUGCCAUUCCUUUUACUUAUCAAUUCUGUUGAUGCUGAGAAACUCAGGAAUAAAAAAAAACAGUAACUCUUUCCUUUUAAAAUUAAAUGUAAAUACAAGUGUGUUGUAAAUUAAAUGUAUUGUAAAUUCUUUGCAAUGCUUUGUCUACCUCCAACUUCAAUAAAUAACAGUAAUAAUG